Messenger RNA from Aspergillus fischeri NRRL 181, 630 nucleotides. RefSeq lists its product as uncharacterized. NCBI's taxonomy places the organism in Eukaryota, Fungi, Ascomycota, Eurotiomycetes, Eurotiales, Aspergillaceae. The coding region runs from base 1 to 630 and encodes 209 amino acids. The record is from RefSeq and is a predicted model, not a curated record. The transcript has 2 exons.
AUGGCCAGAUACGGCGCACUAGGUGCAACCUUCCAAAUCGCCCGGAUCGUCCAAGCUUGCUCUCUCAUCGCCAUCAUAGGCCUAACAGCCAACUUCAUCGCCGAGAUCGUCUCGAAGAACGCAACGCCGCCGAGCGUCUUCAUCGGCACAAUUACCGUGGUAAGUAGUCGCUCAUUCCCACAUCCCUCAUUCACAGAGCUAACGGAGCCUCGCCAGACGUGCAUAGCAGUAAUCUACUGCGUCAUCUCCUUCAUCCUCUUCCUGGAUAACAUCCUGCCCUUCCUCGCGAGCGCCAUAAUGGACGCACUGGUGCUUAUCGCCGUUAUCGUCGUGGCGGUCAUCAUCGGGAAACCACUCUCAUACCUCGAGUGCGACGUGAUCGGAGAUCUGAUGGGUGAUGGAUCGUCUGCGUAUGCCUUCGCCACGAGCCUGGAUAACUAUCUGGACCACCUGGGCGGGAAAGUCGAUUACAAGAACUGGAUUGCGGCAUCUAGAGGUGUGUGUCUGGAGGCAAAGUCAAUCUGGGGGUUGAGUAUUGCUUUGUGUAUUUUGUUCUUCUUUUCGGCGGUCUGCUGCGUCUGUCUCUGGCGGCAGAAGAAGGCGACCGGUGGUGAGAAGCUGGAUGGAUAA